AUGACGAGAACAUCAGCCUUUCUGUUCCUAAUUCAGCUGUUUGGGCUAGCCCUCUCCUUCUCCAAUGAACGGCUGCAGCCUCGAAGAUACGAUACAUCCGUUUCCCUAUUUGGAGGAGGAGGGGGUGUCUCAAAGCUUCCGUCACCCAAUGGAAGGGACAAACAGGCCAUUGAUUCGAUCAAAGCAGCCAUUAGCAAACCCAGAAAUCCAUCAUUUCCGCUGGUGGAAUGCGAAUUUCCUCCAUUGGAGGCGCUUAAUAAACUUGGAGAUGGAUCACAACGAUCGGCAGAUCAAGUUGAUAGCGCCAACUUUGCAUUUGCCGCCAAACUGGUGAAAUCUCUGUCAGGAAUACCCUUCCUUGGACCCAACGUAUAUUUAUUUCUGAGUGCGGCGUCAUCGUCACGGACCAUUAGCAAGGCAAAGAGUAUCAUCAAGGGUGCCACCUACGUCGGAUCACUCAAGGAUAGGAUUCCAGACACCUUCAAAACCGGCGACGUCGUGGUGGUAGUUGCCCCAUGUAUAGGACCAGACUAUUCAAUAGCAUCUCAAUUAGCAAAGGAUGGUAUAGCAAGUGGGGUAGUCAUAAUCAAUGGCCUCGCCAAGAGUGCUAAAAGUGUGAGCGGAUCUGCCACCAUGGCCUACUACCUAAAACCAUUGACGUAUAAUUCGCAAGUGGUAGGUUACCUGUGCCGGAAUUAUCCCAACGAUUGGGCUACCGUAGACUUGCUGUCCAAACAAGUCUUGAAAUCGUACAAAGAUGAAGAGAUUCUGUUUGGAGACUCCAACGCUCCUGAUUUGCGUGGGCCUGGAUUUUUGGUACAAAAGUGCGUGGACGAACGAGCGAUUCAAUCGCGAAAGAACUGA
This is a messenger RNA of Cylindrotheca closterium, 864 nucleotides long. Lineage: Eukaryota; Bacillariophyta; Bacillariophyceae; Bacillariales; Bacillariaceae. The record is from the annotation of a GenBank genome assembly.